This is a messenger RNA of Drosophila busckii, 830 nucleotides long. RefSeq names its product peritrophin-48-like. The record is from RefSeq and is a predicted model, not a curated record. Gene Ontology annotation, molecular function: chitin binding. NCBI's taxonomy places the organism in Eukaryota, Metazoa, Arthropoda, Insecta, Diptera, Drosophilidae. Bases 15 to 797 code for a protein of 260 amino acids. The transcript has 3 exons. Gene Ontology annotation, cellular component: extracellular region.
UAAGAAACUUAACAAUGAAAUUGCUGCUGCUGUUGAUGACAACAAUAUUUGCAGCAAACGCUCAAAAUUUAUACGAGCGCUGCGCUGGCAAACAAUUGGAGAUGCUAGCGCAUCCCACUGAGCAAAGCAAGUUUAUUAUAUGUGUGAAUGAAGUGCCAGAAGUGCGAGAAUGUGCCAAGGAGACAGUCGAAGGACGAAAUGACACGAUUAGCUGCUUUGAUGCUGCAGCGCGCAAAUGCAGCGCAGACGCUUGUGCGCCAACUAAUCCCAGCGACAGCAUUAAAAGCCAAUGCGCCAGCUUGGAGCAUCUAGCAACUAUACCUGAGCAGGACUGUGUGCACUAUUGGAUUUGCUUGGGCAGCUUAAGCGAACCCAUCUAUGCUAGCUGCCCCAGUGGUCAGCACUACUCGCGCUCCGAGCAGCAGUGCAUAUCAGCGCCUUUGGCCAAGUGCAUGCCCGAUAAGAAUUUAUGCGCUAAUAAUGCAAAUCGUACCUUUGCUGCUGAGCAGUGCUAUCAAUAUUAUGUUUGCCUGCAUGAUCAGCAGCUAGUGCAGCGCACUUGCGACUAUGGCCAUGCUUAUAGUCAAGCAGCUAAUGCUUGUGUUGCCGAUCGCAAUUGCAUCGCCGAUGACUUAAAGCCCGACUGCGCCGAUGCUAGCAACAACAACAAGUACUUUGCACUACAACAAUGCGAUCGCUUUUACUUCUGCGCCAAGCUGCAGCUGCAUGAAGGCAUUUGUGGCAAGGGCUUUGUAUUCGAUGCUGCCAGCUCCACUUGUCAGCCAGGUGUGUGCUAAAGCUUAAACAAAUAUAUAUGUUCAGCAACUGCA